AUGGAUGUGCUGAAAGCCACAGACCAAACAGUGAAACCUGACUUGAAGGAUGCGGUGGACAGCUACCAUAAGACUCAAGUUUGGAAUGAAGAGGAGACGGGGAACGAGAAUGGUUGGGGAGCUGAGGAUGGUGCGGUGGAGGCAGCAGUGCCAGAGCCAGAGUGGGAUUGGAGUGACCCAGCGAAGCAGGAGGCGACGCAGGAAUGGCAGCAGCAGUAUGCCUGGCGUCAGACCCAAAAAGACGCCUGGACCGAAGAUCCUUGGCAGAAACAGGACCCAUGGCAUGCCUGGCAGGCGAAGAGGAAGGAUUCUUGGGCCCAAGCAAAGGAUUUCCAAUGGUCUGGCCGUCCGCAAAGCUCCUGGUCUGGAGGAGCCAAUCGCAAUUUGACCAGACGCAGUUGA
Molecule: messenger RNA, 402 nt
Organism: Durusdinium trenchii
Lineage: Eukaryota; Dinophyceae; Suessiales; Symbiodiniaceae
Source: the annotation of a GenBank genome assembly